This is a messenger RNA of Paramecium primaurelia, 1941 nucleotides long. Lineage: Eukaryota; Ciliophora; Oligohymenophorea; Peniculida; Parameciidae. The record is from the annotation of a GenBank genome assembly.
AUGUAUAAAUAGGUCAAUGACUUUUUGAUUCAAUAACAAAUAUUCGUAAAUUAAAAGCGAGUCUAUCAUAAUGCUAUAAGAUUAAACCCAGAAAAUGGUAUAUAAAUAGUAAAUAUAUUUUACAGGUGAAAAUGGACUAAGUAUGUGUUAAAUAAUUGCAAAACCUCCAAUCAUACCUAAUAUUUUGCCAAAUUUUAGAAAAAUUUAUUCAGUUUAGAGUAGAAAUGUUAUUCAAUACAUUGAUUUCAAAGAAUCAGAAUAAAAUUACUAUAUAUUCAUGGAAUAGCUAAAUUAAGGAACUUUAGAUGAUAUUAUGAAUAAAUCAAUUAUAAAUGAAGAUAAAGCUAAACAUUAUUUUAGAGAAAUAUUAAAUGGAUUAAAAUGUAAUAUAUAAGUUUAUUUAGCUUUACAUGAAAAUUAGAUUAAUUUUGUAGAUCUUAGUCCAAAAAAUAUUUUUUAAAAAGAUGAUUCAAUUAAAAUAGGAUAAAUUAAUAUCUGUUUUGACUAAUUAGCAAAUAUGUAAACUGAAGAAGAUUUCAAAAAUAUUGGAAUUGUAAAAGAAAUAAUUCCACCAGAAAUUCUACAAAAUUAAACUAAAUUUUCUAUGGUCUCUGAUUUAUACACUGCAAGUGUUCUAUAUUUUAAAAUGAUAUAUAAAAGAUUCCCUUUUAAUGGUGCAACAAAAGCAGAAUUAAUUGAAUAAAUCAAAGAAAAUAAUAUAGUAAAUAGAAUAAUCAUAAUAGGAUUUCACUUGUUAAGAAUAAGAAGUAAGUAAAGAGACUAUUGAUUUUCUAUAAUAAACUCUUAAGUAUGAUCCAAAUCAAAGAUUAAAUUGGUCAUAAGUUUAUUCUCAUUCUUUAUUGAAAUUGCUUAACAUUACGAAUGAUUAUAUAGUUUAAUCUACUCUAUUAUCUAUUUCCAUUAAUAAAUUAAUUACAAGAUCAGAUCUUAUAACAAAAACCUUUGAUUGUGAAAAGAAUAGAUAAUUUUAUUAAGAGAUAGAAUAAAAUAAUCAAGAUGUUAUUAAUGAAACUGGAGCAGUUAAAAAAUAUGAUAACAGUAAAAUUUGAAAUCAUUUAAUUGUAUUUUAGUUUUGAAUCAAGAAUAAGAGUAAUUUUAAAAAUAAUUAUCGUUUGUUAAAGAUCUUUUUAAAAAUUAAAGAACUAAUUUAUUAAAGAAAUAAAUAGAUUAUUAUAUUGAAUAAAGGUAUUUAGAAUAAAUUUUAUAAUAGAAAUAUGUAUUCUAGUUUAUCAGAAACACUUAGUUAUGUGAGAUUAUUUGAUGAGGAAUUUUAAUCAUUUACUUUAUAAUUUGUAAUUCUAAAGAUCAUUUUUCUUAUUUCAUAAUCAUUAAUUUUACAAAUAUAUGAAAUUAAAUAAAUAAAUAGAUCUGAUCAAUGUUUCACUUUAGAUUUAUAGGAAGAAUAUGAUAAUUUUUAGAAGAAAAUAGAUGAAGAACAUAAAAUUAUAGAUUCAUAAUUUACUAAAAUUUUAAGGUUAUCCUAAUCAAAUCUAGAAAGAGCAAGAAUGAAAGGAAAUGUUGAUUAAAGAAUAUCUGAAAUACUUAAUAAAACAUCAUAGUAUACAUUAUUUGAAAUUUUGAGAGAUUAAACAAAACUUUUUAUUGAAAAAAUACCUUCAUUUAAAGUAAUAGAUUAAAUUAAAAUAGAUAAUAUAAAAUGAUAUCAAAAUGUAAUAUGAGAUUAUAAUUCAAGUCUUAUUUAGUUUAGCUUUAAUAGUCUCAUACUUAUUGAAAUGGAGUCCUACAUAAAUACUUUAAAAAGCUCCCAUUGAGUAUUUAGAAGUAAUAAACAAUAAUUUAUAAUUUUAGUUUAUUAGAAAUGAAUCAAUAGAGGGUCUUUAAAAUGAAUGUAAAUCAAAAUAAAAUAGUAUUGAUUAAGCUUUUGAAAAAAUAUCAAAAGGUUAAAUUAGACAAUUUUGA